Molecule: messenger RNA, 3053 nt
Organism: Cuscuta campestris
Lineage: Eukaryota; Viridiplantae; Streptophyta; Magnoliopsida; Solanales; Convolvulaceae
Source: the annotation of a GenBank genome assembly
CUGCGGAGCUCCUCUGAUGGGAGCGGUUCUAAACGGGCUAAUCAUUACAGCCGGAAUUUUGACUUGCCGGGAGAUUCUGCGCCGGCGGAGCGUAAUCCCGAGUGUUUUGGCGGACCGAUGCUGCCGAUUUUCCUCGACGAUUUGAGGAGGAAUAAUGAGGAGGAGGAGAAUCGACCGGAGUCGGUGGAGGUCGUCACGGUCCAGCCUCCGAUCGAUGACAAUUCCGCCGUCCUCUGCAGCGUCAGUCCCCGUAAUCAGGCGCACGGCGGCGGCGGCGGAAAAGCUGAGGGCGGGAUUCUAGGGAGGACGAUUUCGGCUGCGUCGAAGCUUCACAGGAAAUUGUCGCGGCUGAGGUCGCCGUCCAGAGCCUCGUCGUCGUCCGACGGCGGCGCGGACGGGGAUCAGAAUCCGCAGCAGAAGCAGUGCAAUGUCAACCUGACGGCGGCGUUGGCGCGGCGCGAGGCGAUGAGGUCGAAUUUGCAGCUCGUGAGGAACCGAUCGAGCGCCCAGCGUGCUCUCGGAGGGCUCAGAUUCAUCAGUAAAACUGGGGAAGAACCUCAAGCUCAAGCCGCCGAGCUAUGGAGAAAAGUGGAAUCUCGCUUCGACGCAUUAGCUAAGGAAGGUUUGCUCUCCAGAGAAGAUUUCGGCGAUUGCAUUGGAAUGGCGGAUUCGAAGGAGUUCGCGGUGGGCGUGUUUGAUGCACUGGUGCGGCGGAGGCGGCAGAACACGGCGAGGAUAACGAAAGCAGAGCUUCAUGACUUUUGGCUGCAGAUUUCAGACCAGAGCUUUGACGCCCGUCUCCAGAUUUUCUUCGACAUGGCAGAUAGCAAUGGCGACGGGAGGAUCACGCGAGACGAAGUGCAAGAGCUGAUAAUGCUGAGUGCUUCCGCAAAUAAGCUCUCCACAUUGAAAGAACGUGCAGAUGAGUAUGCUUCUUUAAUCAUGGAGGAAUUAGACCCUGAAAAUAUUGGAUAUAUUGAGUUAUGGCAGUUGGAAACACUACUACUGCAAAGGGAUAGAUAUAUGAAGUACAGUAGACAACUGAGCACAGCAAGUGUAGGAAAAACUCCAAAAAUAGGACCACAAAAUUCUAAGAAUAUAAUAAAGAGAGCAAGGUGUGCACUCAAGUGUCUUGUACUAGAGAACUGGCAAAGAGGCUGGAUCCUACUGCUAUGGCUGAUUGCCAUGGUUGGGCUUUUCACAUGGAAAUUCCAACAGUAUAGGCAAAAGGCAGCUUUCCAAAUAAUGGGUUACUGCUUGCCGACAGCUAAAGGUGCCGCAGAGACACUCAAGUUCAACAUGGCUCUCAUCCUUUUACCAGUUUGUCGAAACAUAUUGACAUGGUUACGAUCCACAAAAGCAAGGCUAUUCAUCCCUUUUGAUGACAAUAUUAAUUUCCAUAAGAUUAUAGCAUAUGCCAUAGCAGUUGGAAUCGUACUCCACGCAGGAAAUCAUUUAGCGUGUGAUUUCCCCCGUCUAAUUAACUCAUCAACAGAGAAAUUUGCACUUAUAGCAGAAGAUUUUAAUGGAGUUAGGCCCACUUACAGAAGUGUUUUGACUGGUGCCGAAGGCGUGACUGGCAUACUGAUGGUGGUUUUGAUGGUGGUUUCCUUCACAUUAGCCACAAGGCAAUUCAGGAGAAAUAUCUUGAACCUACCACCACCACUGCACCGGUUAACAGGCUUUAAUGCCUUCUGGUAUUCUCACCACCUUCUUGCUCUAGUGUAUGUACUACUUCUAGUACAUGGAAAUUUCUUGUUCCUGGUCCACAGAUGGCAGAAUAAGACGACGUGGAUGUACAUAUCUAUUCCUCUGAUCUUAUAUGUAGCAGAGCGGAGUUUGAGAACAUGUCGAGCAGAACACUAUGCAGUUAAAAUACUAAAGGUUUCCGUACUUCCAGGAGAUGUCUUCAGUUUGGUUAUGGCAAAGCCAAAUGGUUUCAAUUACAAGAGUGGGCAGUACAUAUUCUUGCAGUGCCCCAUAAUAUCCCCAUUUGAAUGGCAUCCAUUUUCGAUAACAUCAGCACCAGACGAUGACAACCUUAGUAUUCACAUUCGUACUGUAGGAGACUGGACGAAAGAGCUUAAGAAAGUCUACACAGAGGAUGCAGGCUCAGUGUGUGAGAUAGGUCGAGCAAAGUUUGGAGAACUCGGCAAUGUUAAUCAACGAGUUUUACCCCGAUUGCUGGUUGAUGGACCAUAUGGUGCCCCUGCACAGGACUACCAUAGCUAUGAUGUGUUGCUUCUUGUAGGACUUGGUAUUGGAGCUACACCCUUCAUAAGUAUCCUUAGGGACCUACUAAACCAUUCGAGAACAGAAGAUCUAACGGAUUCAAAUACAGAAACCAGUGCAUCAGAUGACAGCUGGACGAGUUUUAGUUCUUCAAGUAUAGCAUCAACUGUAAAGAAGGAAAGCCGAAAGACCAAAAGGGCACAUUUCUAUUGGGUAACAAGAGAACCUGGAUCAUUUGAGUGGUUCAAAGGAGUGAUGAAUGAAGUUGCAGAGAUGGAUCACAAAGAUCAGAUAGAUAUGCACAAUUAUCUAACAAGUGUUUAUGAAGAAGGUGAUGCCAGGUCAACACUCAUUACUAUGGUCCAAGCACUUAACCAUGCAAAACAUGGUGUUGAUAUCCUCUCGGGUACCAGGGUCAGGACACAUUUUGCACGCCCAAAUUGGAAUGAAGUAUUCAGUAAAAUAGCUUCAAAGCAUCCUCAUUCUACAGUAGGAGUUUUUUACUGUGGGAUGCCAGUAUUGGCAAAGGAAUUGAAGAAGCUAUCACAAGAAUUGACGUAUAAGACUACAACACGCUUCGAGUUCCACAAGGAAUGCUUUUGAAACAUUGAACAUUGGGCACUAAUGCAUGCAUCAUCUCUUUUAAUUGCUUUAAUUUAUGUAAAUUCUCACAGUUAGGAGCCACACGUAUACAUAUAUACUAUCAAAAUAUCUCACACAUCACCAAAAAAUAGUGUUUUUUGUCCACGGUUGAUCUAAUUUUUGUAAGACCAUGUGUGCAAUGAACAGAAACACUUAUUGCGUAACAAGUAUAUAGGAGG